Molecule: messenger RNA, 5680 nt
Organism: Cheilinus undulatus (humphead wrasse)
Lineage: Eukaryota; Metazoa; Chordata; Actinopteri; Labriformes; Labridae
Gene: ext1b
Product: exostosin glycosyltransferase 1b
Exons: 11
Coding region: 916-3138 (740 amino acids)
Cellular component (GO): membrane
Molecular function (GO): glycosyltransferase activity
Source: RefSeq, a predicted model, not a curated record
AACAAUCGGAACAACUGAGCACUCGGUAAUUGGACACUAGGAUCAAGGAAUCCCGUCUUUUUGAACCUUUUCUCAGCUAUUUGCUCAGUGAGAGGUGAGCGUUUGUUUCCCUCGUAUCGACCGGAUAACUUCGCCUGCUGCGUGGCACCCCACCGGUCUGCUUUUUGAUUCUAAAUCAGCGCGUAUGAGGCUGUGAGAGGAGCUUGUGAGAAAUAAGGAGAGAAAUGCAGGGAUUCGUCAGGUUACAGUUGCACCGCUGAGCUGCCCCUGCGCUACGACGCUUUCCUCCGCGGUUUUUGCCUCUCUUCACACGGGACCAUGGAGUGAUAAACACGGGGAAUAAGGCGAGUACAACCUCAAGCGUCUGGAUCCGACGCGGCAGCCACACCGACUGGGUUUUUAACACUCACUGGUCAAUGUGUAACCGAGUUUAACAUCCAAACCGGGGUAUACCUUUCCUUUCCGUCUGGGAGAGCCUCGGGGACCCCUGCCGCUGUUCAGCCGGGGGGAGCGAGUUCCCAGACGGCUGUCGGACAGUUUUUCCAUUUGAAUAGCACCACACAGACAGCCUGAAUGAGGGCGAGAAGAAGCGCAGGGGAAGCAGCACUCUGCAUGUGAUUGUGUCCGAGAGGGUCCGGGCAGCACUGGGCUCUUACGGUGCACCUAAGCCCCGCUGUAGGCGCUGUGCGAUAUGGUGAAACUCUACAGAAGAGGGAGAACGGGAAAAUACUUUUAAAAUCGCCCACAUGCACUGGAUCAAUUGCUGGAUUUGGGAACCGAAUACGCAGAAGGGGGGUUGGGGAUCCGUGGAGGCUGCCGGAGGAUGGAGCGGUGUAGCCGGGGUUGGUGAGAGCCUAACUUCGGGCUACUUUACAUUUCUUAUUCCUAAACAACUCGCCUCUGUUCCCAGGACACAUGCAGGCCAAAAAACGCUACCUGAUCCUGCUCUCCGCCGGUGCAUGUCUAGUGCUUCUCUUCUACCUCGCAGGGGUUCAGCUUCCAGCGGCGAGCAGGAGCCGGCAUGACCGCAGCCGGAACGGGUACCGGCCGGAGCAGCCCUGGCCUCACUUCUCGGACCCUUUACACCUUUUCCAGCCCUGGGAUCAGACGGACACCGAGGAGUAUAACCUGCACAUAUCUCCGAGGCAGAAGAGGGACGUCAACACGAGUGUUUACAAAGGCAAACGGUGCCGCAUGGACUCCUGCUUUGAUUUCUCCCUGUGUCAGAAGAACGGAUUCAAAGUUUAUGUUUACCCGCAGCAGAAGGGGGAGAAGAUUUCAGAGAGUUAUCAGAACAUUCUAUCCACCAUUGAGGGGUCCAGGUUUUACACCUCAGACCCCGGACAGGCUUGUCUGUUCGUCCUGAGUCUGGACACUCUGGACCGGGACCAGCUGUCCCCGCAAUACGUCCACAACCUGAAAACCAAGGUCCAAAACCUGCCUCUGUGGAACGACGGCAGGAACCACCUCAUAUUUAACUUGUACUCGGGGACGUGGCCGGACUACACGGAAGACCUGGGCUUCGACAUCGGCCAGGCUAUGCUGGCCAAAGCCAGCAUCAGCACCGAGAACUUCAGGCCCAACUUCGACGUCUCCAUCCCCCUCUUCUCCAAGGAGCAUCCGAGGACCGGAGGAGACAGGGGGUACCUCAAGUAUAACUCCAUCCCGCCUUUUAGAAAAUACAUGCUGGUGUUCAAGGGGAAGCGCUACCUGACAGGUAUCGGCUCGGACACCAGGAAUGCCUUACAUCACGUCCACAACGCGGAGGAUGUGGUGCUGCUCACCACCUGCAAGCAUGGGAAAGACUGGCAGAAGCACAAGGACGCUCGGUGUGACAAAGACAACGCGGAGUAUGACAAGUAUGACUACAAGGAGAUGCUCCACAACUCCACCUUCUGUUUGGUGCCCCGCGGCAGACGACUCGGCUCCUUUCGCUUCCUCGAGGCUCUGCAGGCCGCGUGUGUGCCAGUGAUGCUGAGUAACGGUUGGGAGCUGCCUUUCUCCGAGAUCAUCGACUGGAACACAGCCGCAGUCAUCGGCGACGAGAGGCUCCUGCUGCAGAUCCCCACCACCGUGCGCUCCAUCCACCAGGAUAAAAUCCUGUCCCUCAGACAGCAGACUCAGUUCCUCUGGGAGGCCUACUUCUCCUCUGUGGAAAAGAUCGUGCUGACCACACUAGAGAUCAUCCAGGACCGGGUGUUGGAGCAUGGCUCCAGGAGCAGCCUGAUGUGGAACAGUCACCCUGGGGGACUCUUCACUCUGCCGCAGUACUCUGGAUACCUUGGAGACUUCCCCUUCUACUACGCCACGCUGGGUAUUAAACCGUACUCAAAGUUCACAGCCGUCAUCCACGCCGUCUCCCCUCUCGUGUCCCAAUCCCAACCCAUCCUCAAGCUGCUGGUAGCUGUGGCAAAGUCUCAGUACUGUGCACAGAUCAUCGUCCUGUGGAACUGUGACAAACCUCUCCCCGCCAAACACCGCUGGCCUGCUACCUCAGUGCCCGUCAUCGUCAUUGAGGGAGAGAAUAAGGUGAUGAGCAGCCGUUUCUUGCCCUAUGAGACCAUAGUGACCGAUGCCGUCCUCAGCCUGGAUGAAGACACAGUACUGUCCACCACAGAGGUGGACUUUGCCUUCACCGUCUGGCAGAGUUUUCCCGAGCGGAUCGUCGGUUAUCCUGCUCGCAGCCACUUCUGGGACAGCAACAAGGAGCGCUGGGGCUACACCUCCAAAUGGACCAACGAUUACUCGAUGGUGCUCACCGGGGCCGCCAUCUACCACAGGUACUACCAUUACCUAUACACAAACUACUUACCCAUGAGUCUGAAGAGCAUGGUGGACCAGCUGGCCAACUGUGAGGACAUCCUGAUGAACUUCCUGGUCUCUGCCGUCACCAAGCUGCCGCCCAUCAAGGUCACACAGAAGAAACAGUACAAGGAGACCAUGAUGGGACAGUCUUCGAGGGCUUCUCGCUGGGCUGAUCCGGACCACUUUGCCCAGAGACAAACCUGCAUGAACAAGUUCGCCAGCUGGUUUGGCGCCAUGCCGCUGGUCCACUCCCAGAUGAGACUGGACCCGGUCCUGUUCAAAGACCAGGUCUCCAUCCUCCGCAAGAAAUACAGGGACAUCGAGAGGCUCUGACAGGACCGGCGCCCCCUCGGGGGGGGAGACCCCACGCAGGGGGAGGCGCGAGAGAGAGACUCAGUGGAGAGUAGACGGAGUAGUAAGACUGCAGCAGGAUGGACGGGGAGCGACAUGGCUCUGUCUUCCACUCAGCACAUUGCCAAUGACCACAGCGCGGGAAUCGGAUGAAUAGGAAACAAGCAGAUGGCGUUUGGAUACGAAAAAACACAAACAAAAAGUGCAAACACAGACAGACAAAGAGGAGUACACAAACUGAUGGACAUGCCAAACAGUGCUGUGUGUUUUGCAAAUGUGCAAACACGCAGCGCUCACUACUGACGACGUGAACUCUGCGAUAGAAUAUUUUUUUGUACAACGUGAAUACAGACGACAUUGAAUUUUCCUGCUCUCUCAGCACAUGUGCAGGAUGGUAGAAGAGGGAAGGUGAUUGCAAACCUGGCAACCCCACCCACCAUGAAUCCUACUUCAGCAAACCCCCUCCCUUCAUUCUGUAUCAGGACGUCAUUCUGGACUCAAAGCUCAGCUUCAUAGGCCUGCUCUUCGGUUGAUUUGAUUUCUGUACAAAUCAGCUGUUUGGUAUCACUGUUGACUCGAUCUCCUCUGUGAGAGGUUUGAAAUCAGAGCGUCAUCAGUUUAAAAUUUUCACUCCUCAAACGUAGAAAGUGUAAACAGCAGAGUCCAUCCUGUUAUCACGGAGCCCUGACAGGGUUUAGAUAGCAAAGCAGACAUUAUUUCCUGAGAUUUUAGUCAUCCUAGAGCCUGAAAACAUCCCGUCUGUCCUAUCCUCGCCUCAUUCCUUCAUAUUGCUUUUAUAACGGUCUAUCUGCUUUCCUCUUAUCACCAAGAUAAGUAAGAAAAACAUCGUUUCAUAUCCCAUUUUCCCUCUCAUACUCGCUCUGGUUCUUGUACUUUUCCUCAUCUGUUUUUUUUCCACUUACUUUCAUCAUCUUUUAUUUUCCCCUUUCCAACUCUCCGUACUUCCACUCUCCUGUGUGUGCGUGUGUUAGUGUGCAUGCGUGUUAACAGAGCCUUGAAAAGUUGGCUCAUCCAACCAUAAGCUCAAGCAGAGUACAUUUUCCCUUCGUUGGAAUGAGCAAAAUGAACAUUUCUGGAUGAAAUGGAGCAGAACGUUGCAUUCUAACCCAAACUCGUUUCGCCCGUUUAUUUCUUCCCUUCAUGUCCUCAGAGCUGUUUCCUUAAAGGGGAAAUGGAAUCAAAUCUCAGACCAUAGCGGGUCUUUAGUGACCUGUGUUAUUUCACAGGAGUGCUUAUAGAGAGAUUUUUUUUAAUGCUGAGAGCAUCAGUGCCAAUCUGACAUCAGGGUCUGCCUUUAAACUUGUUUAUUGCACAUCACGUUGCCUACAUCACUCUGAGACGCCGACAUGCUCUGGUGUUGAAAUAUUCGAGUCAUCAGUUGGAUGCGGCUGUCUCGCAGCCGUAUUUUUUUCCCCCUUUCCGUGACAUAUCAGAGGUCAUCAAACUGACAAAAGGUUUUCUCCUCCAUUUGUCAGUCUGGAGAUCUAUUUUUUUCCUUCUAUUAGGUGAGCCUGUUUGAUUUGGAGAGCUGUCUGAAUCCCAGGGGACGAGCUGCUGAUGAAACACUCACACAUUACCGACCGAUGUGAAUGCAGUGACCCACAAACAUGACCUGCUAACUAAUGCUAGCCCUGGGAGGACAGCUCCAUUUAUUCCCUUUCCUUUGUUGCCCUCAUCAUAGCUUUAUCCAUAUCAGACAUUUUGCACCUUAAAUUACUUUGUUUGUAUCAGUGUGAUCUAUGGAAGCCUAUUCAUGCCAGUGCAGAGGAAAAAAUAAAUAAAUAUAAACCUGAGCACUGAUUGUGAAAAACAAAAACACUUUAGUCAAAAUCAUUCUGAAAAAAGAAAAAUUAUGAGGAAAAAGAAAAAUAUUAAAAUCAUGGGAUUGUAGGAAAAUUGUAGGAAAUGUCAAAAUUCUGAGCUAUGUCAUAAAUUUAAGUUCAAAAAGUUGAAAUUAAGAGAUUAAAUUAAUGUGAAAGAAAAUUAAAACAAAAACAUUUUGAGAGUUCUUAUAAAAUAAAAAAAGCAAAUUUUUAUCUUAAGCUAUGUUGUAUCUAAGUCUGUCAUAAUUUUAACUGUUACACACAAUACAUUUUUUAUCUAAUAAUAAUUUACUAUCAUUAUUUCUUCAUUUUGAAAUUUUAAUCAACAAUUUUAAUCAACUAAAUAUGUCUCAUUACUAAUAAUUGACCAUCUAUAUCAGAAUUUUGACUUAGUCAUAUUUUUGACUUUUCUAAGUCCUGAUCCUGAAUUUUGCCUCUUAUCUAUGCCUAUCUGUAAUGAAAACGGUCCAAAUGUCUUUUUUCCAACUAUACUGCAUUAUAGCGUUAUUUAAUAAUCUCAUAAAAUUGAUCUUCCACCUCCUAAAUUUGCCUUAUUCUUUAACACUUUUGACUUUUUUCUCAUAAUUAAGGCUGCCCAAUGUGGCAAAAAAAAUCUGAUUUUUUUUCACACAACCCAUUUUUUGAUAAUGUUUUCUUUCCAGCUUAAGAAGAAAGAAUCC